AAUGUGAAAAAGAGCCUGGGUCCUUGCUGUGGAUAUUUGUGAUGGUUGGAAACAUAGUACGAGGAAUGGGUGAAACUCCGAUCAUGCCUUUAGGCAUUUCGUAUUUGGAGGAUUUUGCCAAAGCAGAGAAUUCACCUUUCUACCUUGGAUGUCUGCAUACAGCAACUAUAAUCGGUCCCUUCCUUGGUUUCUUGUUGGCAUCGUUCUGUGCAGAACAGUUUGUUGAUCUGGGAUCAGUAGGUGCAGAGGACAUAACUAUAACAGCUACUGAUGCCCGCUGGGUUGGAGCGUGGUGGCUGGGCAUUUUGAUUUGUGCAUCAGUGAAUCUUCUUGCAGGAAUACCUUUUUGGUUUUUCCCCAAGUCACUUGUAAAGGAAGGAGAAACCAGUGAACCUGAGGAGACAAGUAAAAAAGGUGUAGUACUAUUGCAAGAAAAUGAAGACAAACAGACCAUGUAUGAAAUUGCUAAAGAUUUCCUCCCGUUCUUCAAGGUUCUGUUUCGCAACCCGGUUUAUAUGUUAUUUAUAUGCAUAACCGUGUUACAGUUCAGCGCCUUCAAUGGAAUGAUUUCCUUCAUGCCCAAGUAUUUGGAACAGCAGUUUGGAAAAUCUGCAUCGGAUGCCAUCUUUUUAAUUGGUGUUUACAACUUACCAAUCAUAUGCAUUGGGUAUUUCUUUGGAGGCUUAUUCAUGAAGAAGUUCAAGAUAAAUACCUAUCAGGCUGCGAACAUAGCAUUUUGGGUAUCUUUACUGGAAUACCUUGUCUACUUUGCUGCCUAUUGGACUGUCUGUGAUACUUCACCGGUGGCUGGCCUAACAGUUUCCUAUGAAGGAAUAAAGCAAGUUUCAUAUACAGAAAAUACUCUACUUGCUGGCUGCAACAGUGACUGUGAUUGUCCACUUAAAACAUGGGAUCCUGUUUGUGGGAACAAUGGAAUCACAUACGUAUCACCUUGUCUUGCUGGGUGUAAAGCCUCAAGAGGAACUGGAAAAAGUGUGGUAUUUGAAAACUGCACCUGUGUUGCAGCUUCAGGGUUUUCAUCUCAAAAUGGGUCUGCAAUUCUGGGACAGUGCUAUGGAGAAGAAAACUGUGACAAGAUGCUUCAUUAUUUUUUAAUAUUGUCAUUAGUCUGCAGCUUCAUUUUUUCUUUAGCAGCCAUGCCUGGGUACAUGGUCUUAAUAAGGUCUCUAAAGCCUGAAGAAAAGUCAUUUGGAGUGGGCAUCCAUGGACUAGCUUCAAGAGUGUUUGCUGGUAUUCCAUCUCCUAUUUAUUUUGGAGCUUUGAUCGAUACCACUUGCUUGAAGUGGGGUACUAUGACUUGUGGUGGAGAAGGAGCAUGUAGGAUGUAUGACGUUCUCACAUACAGGUGGAUCUAUCUUGGCCUGCCAGCAGUAUUACGUGGAGUGUCCUAUAUCCCAAGUGCACUAAUUCUCCUUAUUUUAAAGAAGAAACUUAAAUCUGAAAGCCAAGACUUAUUAAAUACAGCAAUAGAAAUGCAGGAUAAAGAACAAGAGCCAUUGAAAUAG
This is a messenger RNA of Eurypyga helias (sunbittern), 1526 nucleotides long. RefSeq names its product solute carrier organic anion transporter family, member 1A2 (gene SLCO1A2). Gene Ontology annotation, cellular component: membrane. The record is from RefSeq and is a predicted model, not a curated record. Gene Ontology annotation, biological process: bile acid and bile salt transport; sodium-independent organic anion transport; transmembrane transport. The annotation marks the transcript as partial. Lineage: Eukaryota; Metazoa; Chordata; Aves; Eurypygiformes; Eurypygidae. The transcript is spliced from 10 exons. Gene Ontology annotation, molecular function: bile acid transmembrane transporter activity; protein binding.